Messenger RNA from Mizuhopecten yessoensis (Yesso scallop), 1359 nucleotides. Its product is annotated as DNA-directed RNA polymerase II subunit RPB1-like. The record is from RefSeq and is a predicted model, not a curated record. The transcript has a single exon. The coding region runs from base 1 to 1359 and encodes 452 amino acids. Lineage: Eukaryota; Metazoa; Mollusca; Bivalvia; Pectinida; Pectinidae.
AUGUUUAAUCCUCCUAGUACUGUGUCGGGUGGGACUCGUGUCAAUCCCCACACUACCGAGUACAUGUUUAAUGCGCCUAGGACUGUGUGGGGUGAAACUCGUGUCAAUCCCCAAACUACCGAGUACAUAUUUAAUCCUCCUAGUACUGUGGGGGGUGGAACUCGUGUCAAUCCCCACACUACCGAGUACAUGUUUGAUCCUCCUAGUACUGUGUGGGGUGGAACUCGUGUCAAUCCCCACACUACCGAAUACAUGUUUAAUCCUCCUAGUACUGGCUGGGGUGAAACUCGUGUCAAUUCCCACACUACCGAGUACAUGUUUAAUCCUCCUAGUACUGUGUCGGGCGGGACUCGUGUCAAUCCCCACACUGCCGAGUACAUGUUUAAUCCUCCUAGUACUGUGUGGGGUGGCACUCGUGUCAAUCCCCACACUACCGAGUACAUGUUUGAUCCUCCUAGUACUGUGUGGGGUGGAACUCGUGUCAAUCCCCACCCUUCCGAGUACAUGUUUAAUCCUCCUAGUACUGUGUGGGGUGGAACUCGUGUCAAUCCCCACCCUUCCGAGUACAUGUUUAAUCCUCCUAGUACUGUGUCGGGUGGGACUCGUGUCAAUCCCCACACUACCGAGUACAUGUUUGAUCCUCCUAGUACUGUGUGGGGUGGAACUCGUGUCAAUCCCCACCCUUCCGAGUACAUGUUUAAUCCUCCUAGUACUGUGUGGGGUGAAACUCGUGUCAAUCCCCAAACUACCGAGAAUAUGUUUAAUCCUCCUAGUACUGUGUCGGGUGGGACUCGUGUCAAUCCCCACACUACCGAAUACAUGUUUAAUCCUCCUAGUACUGGCUGGGGUGAAACUCGUGUCAAUCCCCAAACUACCGAGUAUAUGUUUAAUCCUCCUAGUCCUGUGUCGGGCGGGACUCGUGUCAAUCCCCACACUGCCGAGUACAUGUUUAAUCCUCCUAGUACUGUGUCGGGCGGGACUCGUGUCAAUCCCCACACUACCGAGUACAUGUUUAAUCCUCCUAGUACUUUGUGGGGUGAAACUCGUGUCAAUUCCCAAACUACCGAGUAUAUGUUUAAUCCUCCUAGUACUGUGUCGGGCGGGACUCGUGUCAAUCCCCACACUACCGAGUACAUGUUUAAUCCUCCUAGUACUUUGUGGGGUGAAACUCGUGUCAAUUCCCAAACUACCGAGUAUAUGUUUAAUCCCCCUAGUACUGUGUCGGGCGGGACUCGUGUCAAUCCCCACACUACCGAGUAUAUGUUUAAUCCUCCUAGUACUGUGUGGGGUGGAACUCGUGUCAAUCCCCACAUUACCGAGUACAUGUUUAACCCCCCAGGUUUGGGUAGAUUUCAAUAA